This is a messenger RNA of Wasmannia auropunctata (little fire ant), 6520 nucleotides long. It is a transcript of the gene pcm, whose product is annotated as 5'-3' exoribonuclease 1. The record is from RefSeq and is a predicted model, not a curated record. The coding region runs from base 446 to 5443 and encodes 1665 amino acids. The transcript is spliced from 19 exons. Gene Ontology annotation, molecular function: 5'-3' RNA exonuclease activity; RNA binding. Gene Ontology annotation, biological process: nuclear-transcribed mRNA catabolic process; rRNA catabolic process. NCBI's taxonomy places the organism in Eukaryota, Metazoa, Arthropoda, Insecta, Hymenoptera, Formicidae. Gene Ontology annotation, cellular component: nucleus.
GCGUGAAUAAUAAAACACUUUCAACUGCGCAAAUCCAUCGUCACUUAUCCUAAUCUCUCUCUCUUUAAUUAAACAAUAAAAAAAGAAUUAAUUAUUUCAUGUCAAUUAAUUGUCCCAUUAAUUACUAAUUAUUAAUAAAUGAAUUGUUAACAAAAAUAGUACGAAUAUCGCUCGACAAAUUAAUAUAUACCUCCGACGCGGCUGUUUGCUCGCAUGUAGAAAAAAAGAAACCGGCUCUGUUCCCGGGCCAAUCAAACUACUAUCCUGCAAAUAAUCCAAGCAAGCUCUCCCUCUGCCUGCCGACGAUCAUCAGCAACGCUUCAUGAAAACGACGCUUCAGGAACUGAACGACCUUACGCGCGAAGCGCUCGCUGCGGGCACAGAAGUCUCUUAAGUCCGGGGAGAACGCAUUCAUUUCGACGUCGAAGAAGCGAGAAGCCUCACGAUGGGCGUGCCGAAAUUCUUCAGAUACAUAAGCGAGAGAUACCCCUGUCUCAGCGAGGUCGUGAAGGAACAUCAGAUACCGGAAUUCGAUUAUUUAUAUUUGGACAUGAACGGUAUUAUACACACAUGCUCCCAUCCGAACGACGACGUCUGCUUCCGCAUCUCCGAGGAGAUGAUUUUUAAGAAUAUAUUCCACUAUGUGGAGGUGCUGUUCAACAUGAUCCGCCCGCAGAAGAUGUUCUUCAUGGCGAUCGACGGCGUCGCGCCCCGUGCCAAGAUCAAUCAGCAGAGGGGUCGGCGUUUCAGGGCGGCCAAGGACGCCGAGGUGCAGGAGGCCAAGGCCAGGGCCAAGGGUAUCCCCUUGCCCAGCGAGAAGAGAUUCGACUCGAACUGCAUAACCCCGGGCACGCUCUUUAUGGCCAAAUUGGGCGAGCAGAUCAAACGUUUUGUCGAACACAAGAUUUCCACCGAUGACGCGUGGAAAAAAUGUAAAGUACUGUUCAGCGGUUCUGAGGUCCCUGGCGAGGGAGAGCAUAAGAUUAUGGAUUACAUAAGGUACAUGAAGGCGAGCAAGGAUUACGACUGUAACUCUAGGCACUGUUUAUACGGUUUGGAUGCCGAUUUAAUAAUGUUGGGUCUCUGCUCGCACGAGCCGAAUUUCUCCCUUUUGAGAGAGGAGGUCAAGUUUGGUAAGCAGCAAGUGAAAACCACCCCCGAGGAGACCAAGUUCUGCCUCCUUCACUUGUCGCUCCUGCGCGAGUACAUAGAGCACGAGUUCUCGCCGAUCAAGGACAAGCUGUCCUUCCAAUUCGACAUUGAGAAGAUAAUCGACGACUGGGUCUUGAUGGGUUUUCUGGUAGGAAACGAUUUUAUUCCCCACCUGCCAAAUUUACAUAUUGCCAACGGUGCACUGCCAAUUCUGUACCGUGCAUAUAUGGAAGUAUUACCAACGCUCGACGGUUACAUAAAUGAAUCGGGAACAUUAAAGCUCGACCGUUUUGAAAAGUUUAUGGAGAAACUUAGUCGUUUGGACUUAGAGCAGUUUAACGAGCAGUAUGCCGAUAUAAAAUUUUUCGAAAGUAAAACCGGUAGAAGGCCCAAUGAAUCUGAGCGUCAUGUAUAUAAGAAGUCGGAGGACAGCGAGACCGCGUCACCGAAGAAAACGCAAAACAAAGAUUUAGAUGCCCUUAUUAAAAGUACUACGGAGAUGUCCUUAGGUAAUUUUGACGACGAUGAUGAUAUCUUUAUAGAGUAUAGAGACAUGGAUUUAAUAAUAGACGACGAGUCGGAUAGUGAUAUAUAUAACAUGGAAUUUGUACAACAUAAGAAAUAUUAUUAUAUGAACAAGUUGGAGUAUGAAAAUGUCGACGAAGAAGUUUUACGUUCACAAGCCGAAGGCUAUGUGAGAGCGAUACAGUGGAAUUUGCAUUAUUAUUAUCACGGCUGUUGCAGCUGGUCGUGGUAUUAUCCACAUCACUACGCCCCGUAUAUCUCGGAUAUAAAAGACUUCAAGGAUUUGAAGCUGGAAUUCGAUUUAGGGGAGCCGUUCUUACCUUUUCAACAAUUAUUAGCUGUGUUACCUGCGCUCAGCAAGGAACUGUUACCGGAGGCAUUUCAAUCGCUAUUGACAGAGGAAUCCUCUCCCAUAAUCGAUUAUUAUCCGCAUAACUUUAAAACUGAUCUAAAUGGAAAACGACAGGAGUGGGAAGCGGUCGUACUUAUCCCAUUCAUUGAUGAGAAACGGUUAAAGUCUGCUAUGCAACCACAUUUAUCGAGACUAUUAUCGGAAGAACAAAAGAGAAACAGACACGGACCGAUGUGUCUGUUUUCGUACACCGACGAGAGUCCAAUUGUUCACAAGGCAACACUAUACUUCCCGGAGUUUGUCAGUCACGCUGAAGUAAAAUUAAUGAAUCGCGACGACAUUUUCGUUCCGAGGGAGCAAUUAAUUAGGGGAUUGUCCCCGGGUUUCGAACUCGAUCUUUAUUAUCCAGGAUUUCCUAUACUACGGCACAUGGAUCAUACAGCGCAUUUGGAGAAAGCGAGGGUCAAAGUGUUUCAACAACAUUCAGUCCUGGAGAGUAUGAUUUUAACUAUAGUACCGAAAUCGACGCCGAACUUGGCAACUUUAGCAUCGGAGCUGUUAGGAAAGAGCGUGCACACGGAAUGGCCUCAUUUGAAAGAGUCCCUCGUGGUUGGCGUGGCUGACCAUAAGGUGAAACUCAGUUUGAUCAACCCGUUGGGCGGUUACAGUCACGAUAAUCUGAAGAAAGAGGAUGUGAAGGACGCGUUGGCCUCGGAGUGGAACGCACUAUGCAAACAAAUCAAAGAAUUUCACACGUCACGCCUUGGGAUAGAUAUUGGCGAUACGGAUCUGCUGCUUUACGCACGCUCGUCCCUGGGUAGCAAAUAUGUUUUCGGCUCGCAGGGGAAAGUCACGAUGGAGAAACAGUGGAGCGACUAUCCCGUGGCUUACGCUUAUCAGACUGUAAUCAGGGAUAUCUCCGUCUACAGCAAGAAAUUGCCAGUCUACGAAAGCAUGCAUGAAAUUUUUAUACCGGGGACCUUUUGCUUCAUGUUGGGACAUCCCUAUUACGGCGCGAUGGGAGAGGUUAUACAAAACAAGGACAAUUCGCGCAGGAUCAAAAUUUCCAUAAAAUCCGUGAAGGAGCCGACGUUCGAUGCCAUUAAGCAAGCCUACGGGCAACAGAAAACGCGAUACAUGCACGGCAGCAUCGCCGCGCAACGUCUUGGAAUGAGUAGUCAUCUUUUGAGUAGGAUCACCGGGACAAUUUACGUUGUACAAACGUUAAACGAGGAGUUUACUAAACAUAAUCUUGGGUUGAACUUGAAGUUCAAUAAAAGGAACGAAGAGGUGCCUGGUUAUACUAAAAAGGAGAACAGUCAAUGGUUGUACAGCACAAAAGCGGUCGAUUUGAUACGGAAUUACGUAACAAAGUGUCCUAGGUUGUUCGAACGUUUGGCACAGAAUGUAACGAACGACAUUUUCCAAGAGGAAGAUCUAUUCGACAAGGGAACGGACGAGCUGAAGGAUACAGUCGAGUGGCUGAAAGCGGAACUGCACGGUAUGGAGAGCCGCGCUUGCGGGAUGGACGUCGUCGAAGCGGACUUGGUACAGCAGAUCGAGGAGGAGGUGGAGAAGUACUUUAAGAGCGAAGAGACGGGGAAGACGGUCUUGCUGCAAGUGAAGCCGCAGCUACUCUACAAGCCGGGUCUACACCUGCGUAGCGUGCCGCCCGAUCCGAACUCCCAAAAUCGUCUGUUCGAUAGAAUUCGCUGCGUCAGAAGCGGCUUCAGCGUGCCGCUCGGGGCUAAAGGCACUAUCAUUGGAAUACGAAAGGGGAGCGAUCCGAUUGAUACCAUGUACGACGUUCUGUUCGAUCAGCCUUUCAUGGGCGGACUCACGUUAAACGGCUGCUCCGCGUUUCGCGGUUAUCGCGUGGCGGCCACGGACUUCGUGAAUAUCAGCUUCGGCGAAAGAACGGAGCAGGGAAAUCCGGCGAACGAGACGACGGAGAGCCGGAAGCAGGUGGCCAAUUCCGCCUCUCCCAGCAGGAAGGUCGACCAGACGAAGGCGUAUCCGCAGAUGCAGCUCGCCAAGAAGGGACUCGAGAAACUGAAUCGCGACAUUUGCCUGGGUAUGGCGCAACACAGCAUGGUGGAAUUGAGCCCGAAAACUAUACCGUGCACUAGGGUGUACUCCUGUCCGAAUCCCCCUCAGAACGCGCCGCCCAAUCAAGCGUCCGAGUUCCAGGCGCUGUGGAACGAGUUGCACAAGAUGCAGAAACCGAACGGACCGCCGGAGAAAUUGGUGGCAUCCAGUCCAGCGGUGACGAAAGUCAAGCCGUUCAGCAACAAUCACAGCGUGCAAUCGCCGCAAGAUCCCAGCGCGUUUUUGAAAGCUGUGCUGAAGAUUCCCGACGUGAAUCCGCAAACGAGUAAGCAGGAGGACAAACAAUCUGCGCCGCGACCCGCGGCGGCGCCUCAAAAGGCGACGGUCCCGCAGAAGGAUCAGACCGCGAAUCCUCCGCCGUUGGUGCAACAGUUGUUCGACCGCGCCCGACAAACGGAACAACAGAAAAAGGAGAAGGCGAAUCCUGUCUGGUAUAGUUCGCAACUGUUGAGACAUUCCUCGUACAACGGAAUCGGUAUACCAAAAUAUAAUUACAUGGCCGACGAAAAAACGGGCUUGAUCAGCGCUCAAGUCAUGCUGGACAAUGGGAAGGUUUUUAAGGGCGAUCCUAACGCCACUCACGAGCAGGCCGCGGAAAGCGCCGCGAAAAAAGCAUACAAGUUGUUAAAUCUGAACAAGGCACCGACGCACGAUGCUAAAACGAUGGUAAUGGCACCUCAGUGGUUUAACGCUCAGCAGAAUAAUUGGAUCCAAAAUAUCCGACCUCCCAUGAUGCCUCCGAUGGGCCCUAUGAAAAUACCGCCAGUCCCGCAGACUCUGCCUAUGCAGCCUAACUUAUUUUACCCGAAGUAUCCAAAAUUGCCACCGAAUCCGGCGUUCGUGCAAGUAGCGUCGUACAGUCAGAGUAGGCAGCAGCAGCAGCUGCAGCAAAUGAAGUAUCAAGGACCACAGAAAAUUUUUCAGAACGGACCGAAGAUGGAGAUUAAGAACAGUACCGCGUUCGUUCCAUUACAAGCUCAGAAAAAGAGCAGAAACGCCACUCAACAACAACAACAACAAGCCUCGAAGGAGAUGAAUCCGAAUGUUAAAAAGAGCCCUUCUAAAGCGUCUCAACAUCCGCAACAGCAGCAGCAACCGAAAAAAGAGGAAACGCCGCCUAAGAAACAGAAGCCGGAAGUUGUAAAUAAGGCCAGGGAGAAGACGACGUCUUCGAGCGAGCCGUCGCAGCAACAGCCAGGGUCGCAGCAGCAACACGCGGGGAAAUCGUCCAAGCCCAGGAAGUCGCGGGUCGCCGCGAAAUUCGGCGCGCCACCCUUGUCGAACGGCGGCGAACCGCCCAAGUGAAAAGCUCUCUGCUCUUGUCUCUCGGGUGGGGAUAGAUCUUUGCAAAUUAUAUGUAAAUACAAGAUAAUUAUACCGAUCCAUCCUCUUUCCCGCCGUCGUUCGUUUUCUACAUUUUAUAAUAAAAAACAAGCAGAUUUUUCCGAAGAUUUCCAACGGGCCAGUAUAUUAUAUAUAUAUAUUUUAUUUCGAGGACUUCAUAUUUGACGCACCCGAACGUUUCUCGUACUUACAUACGAUAUCACAUGUCCGUGCAAGUAAUGAUACACUAGACUCUUCAAAUGUGUAUAUACAUGCAUUGAACUCAAACACGUACAAUGUAAAAAAUAUAAGUGAGAAUGAUUAUUUCGUAUUUUUGAAUUCAAAUGACUGUUCUGUAUUUUUUACAUUCAUGAUGCAUCGGCAUCAAACUUGUAUUAAAUAACUUUAUUAUCUGAUUUUGUGAUAUAUAUCAUCACAUAGAUUAUUUUGCAAUUAUAAGAAGGAAUUUAUAAGAUUAUUUAUUUAGAUAAAUUUGGAGAUAAUUGUGCUUAUAUUGUAAUAUAUGCACGAAAAAUGAAAGCGGAACUAAAUCAUGAAAGUUUUUAGUAGACAUUUAUGUUCCUUUUUUUUUUGUUUGGGGUAUAUUUUAGUUUUCAUUGGAGAAUAUCUUGUGUGCAGCCAUUAGUUUGUACUAUUUUUUGAGAUUAUUUUGACAUGCCAGUUUUUCUUUUUUUCUUAAAUAUUUUAAUAUGUAUGACAUUUUAUCAGAAAAAUAGAUUGAUUUUAUGCAUCCCUUUUAAAAGACAGAUUUUGAUUUUACAACAUCUUCGUCGGAGUUACAUAUAGGCAUUGUAAUGAGGCAACAUUAAACAUAUAUGUUAUAAGACAUAGGAAAACAAAAAAAUGAUACGUAUUGAUUAAGUCCGUAAAUAGAAAACUUAUAUCUUCGAUAAACUUUUCCGUUCCUUUUUUUCUGUACUGCAAAGCAGCGAAACAAAAAUCAAAAUUAAACGGAAACAUGAACUUUUCAACAAGAUGUUUCAAUGUUAUUAUACAAUAAAGCACAGUAUAAUUGCUAAAUAUACCUCGUAAUCUCUU